Messenger RNA from Heterotrigona itama, 634 nucleotides. Lineage: Eukaryota; Metazoa; Arthropoda; Insecta; Hymenoptera; Apidae. The record is from the annotation of a GenBank genome assembly.
AUGAAAAAUCUGUUGAACGUCAGGUCUCCUUCUUUCGUCCCAAGUGAUUUCGUCUUUGGAGUCGAUGAGGGAGGAAACGAACACAUCGCGAUAAAAAGAUCUGGUAGUGCUUCCUGCGGAAGCUUUUUUCUGAAACCGGAGACGCAUUUAUCAGUGGUGGUGGUGGUGGUGGUGGUGUUCCAGAAUGAAACCGAGGGGAUGCGAAAACAACUGCGGCAGAUGUGAACUCUUGGCACGCGCCCUUCUGUUUAACAGUGGUGCUCGAUCGAAACGAGGAAAUUCGAUGGAUUUCGAAGCCAAAGUCUCAACAGUUUGGUUUCGAAAUCGGAAAAUUCAGGUUGGAAUUUCGAGUACUCUUUUGCUCUGAUAGUUCUUAUAUCUUAAAUUCUUCAGAAUCUAAUUUAUUUUUAUACCUAUUAACUAGGGAAAAUGAGCUCACUUGUUAGUAGUUCAAUCAAUUAUUAUAAUACCAUGUUUAUGUUUGAUGAUCACGUGUGGAAAGUAUUGCAAGUCCAUUUUUGUCAAUUUCCUGACUUGAUAUUUUUGAUUCAAUUAACAACUUUAAUUUUCAUUAACGGGGAAGAAUGUUGUCUUCAGUAGGUUUCUUUGUUUCAGAUUGAUUGGAGAUAACUAG